AUGCCUUCUUACCUCGUCACCGGAGCCAGCAGAGGCAUUGGCCUUGGAAUAGUGACGAAGCUUCUCAAGAACCGGAGAACUUCGUGGUCGCCGCCGUGCGCAAUCCGGAGGCUGACAGCAUCAAGAAGCUGGGACGAGUACCCCAAGACGCAUUUGCCGUCGUCAAGCUCGAUAUUACGACUACGCCAGCAUCGCGAAGGCCGCCGACGAGCAGCCAAAGUCCUGCCCGAUGGACUAGACCACCUGAUCAACAAUGCCGGCGUGAGCUUUCAGGAAGGCGCAAGCUUCGAGACCAUUGAUCUGAGGGUCUUCGAAGAGGAGCUGCGCGUGAACACCGUCGCGCCGAUUGAGGUCGUUCGCCAAUUCCUCCCGCUGGUGCGCAAGAGCGCGGUGAAGAAGGUCGUCCUUGUCAGCACCAUCAUCAGCUCGCUCGAGCUGGCACCGAACCUAUCCACUCUGGCGAUUACCUACGGGAUUACGAAGGCCGGGCUGAACAUCCUCGCGCGCAAGUGGGCCGCGGUCCUGUAUCAGGAGGGGAUCACGACGGUCACUCUUCACCCUGGAUGGGUGGAGACCGACUUGGGCGUGACUAUCAAAGACUGGUGGGCGAAACGCAACCCCGACUUGAAGCCCAUCUCGGUACAGCAGUCUGCAGAGGACGUCCUGAGGGUCAUCAAGGAGGCCAAGCUGGAGGAGAAGAUCAAGCUGUACAGCCACACCGGGGACGUGCUCCCUUGGUGA
Molecule: messenger RNA, 741 nt
Organism: Fomitopsis serialis
Lineage: Eukaryota; Fungi; Basidiomycota; Agaricomycetes; Polyporales; Fomitopsidaceae
Exons: 5
Coding region: 1-741 (246 amino acids)
Molecular function (GO): oxidoreductase activity, acting on the CH-OH group of donors, NAD or NADP as acceptor
Source: RefSeq, a predicted model, not a curated record